AUGAGCCGUGAACUGUGCACCUCCCCACAGAACGCUUUCGCCGGGAGUAGCGCGGCCGUCGCUAUCGGAAGCGGUCCUGCCAUCGGGAACAGCAUCGGAAGCGGUACCGCUCUCGGGACCCGGAACAGCACUCCUCUCGGCCGAAACUCAUCCCUGUCCAUGAAGGACACCCGGCUAGGCUACUCGGUGGCCACUCUUCCCAACCAAAGGCCUUCCGGCCAGUACAGUGACUUGCGACAGCCUUUGGCCCGACGAGGGGACUCGGCCGCAAUUGGCAAAACUUCCGGCCACUUCGCCACCGACGCAAGCAAACUGGACAUGCAGACAGCAGGUGCCUAUACAGCAGGCAGCUAUGCAGCAGGCAGCUAUGCAGCAGGCAGCUAUGCAGCAGGUGGCUACCAAGCAAACAGCUUCUCAACAGGUAGCUACGCGGCAAACGGUUACGGCGCAAACGGUUACGGCGCAAACGGUUACGGCGCAAACGGCUACGGCGCAAACGGUUACGGCGCAAGCGGUUACGUGACAGCUACGUAUCCCAAAAUGGAGUCAACAGUCUCUCAGAAUUUCGAUAGAGUCGGCUCUGCGGUUCCACACUGUUUGGAACGGUAUGCUGCCCAGAGGGACCGGACUGUUCAGAGUGAGCAGAUCGGGCGCCCGCAAAGCACGAGUGGACUGCAGACCACAAGUGGGCCACAGAGCGCAAGUGGGCCACAGAGCGCAAGUGGGCCGCAGAGCGCAGGUGGGCUGCAGAGCACGAGUGGGCUGCAAAGCACAGGUGCGCCGCAGAGCGCAAGUGGUCCGGGGAUAGGUGCCCUAGCAAGUGCGAUUGAUAGGAGUGUGUCGUCUAUUGUCGGUGAUGAGGGAGCCAAAGGUCGUCUUGUAAGAAGUUCGUCUACAGUUCUGGACCCGGCCACUGCUUUCGUCGCAAACGCUUCGCCUGCGAGAUACUAUACUCCCAAACACUAUCCUAAGGCGCAUUCCAAACAUCUACCCGAUGACUACUCUCGCGAGGCGCAAGAGAGCAGCGAGUUAUCGCACAGACGAAGCUCUCGAGUCAAAGACCUGAUCGUCCGAAGCACGUCUGACGUGCGAACACCUCCAACGGUUAUGACGUCUGGCUACUCAGAUCAUCAGUCUGCUGCCGAUUUCAGAAUGGAUAAUGCGGUAUUACAAGGCUUACUUGGUUUUAACGAGUUUGUUCAGUACUUCGUGGGGUCGGAUGUUUCUUGGAAACGCGAAAACACGAAUUCUCGGUACCGUGGAGAACUGCUCAGUCAAUGGCUGGGUUUGCUUUCUUGUGUUUUCUCGACAGAUGGAACCAGUGUGUUGAAGUUCCCGGGUAAAGGCGACAAGUUGCUCGGAAAGGAUGGUUUGUCGGACAAGGAUCUUUUAUGGGAUAAGGAUGAGGAUGGGACUGCGAAAUUGCGAAAGCAUUACGUGAGUAUAGUGGACUUGAUUCAGCGUACCAACAACCAAUUUGUGACAGGGCUACAAGGCGAUGCUCAUGAGUUAUUCCAGGUUUUUAUCCACGCACUAGGGGAAGAAAUUUCAACCUCGAGCUUGAGGCCAUCAAGUAACUGUUAUCGUAGUGGUUGCAGCGCCAAGGACGACUGCCACAAUGCAUGGGCCAGACAUCUCAAAUCAUUGGAAGAGCAUAAUAACCCCCCGGAGAUCAUGUUCAACACUGUUCUGACAUCGCGCAUGCGCUGUAAGGUUUGCGAUGCCACGAAGUACAAAAGCGCUGUCGAACUCGACUGGCAACUCGAGAUCCCCAAAAACAAACCUGAAGGUAUGACCAUCGAAGACCUACUUUUAUACACAUUCGAUCAGCAGGAAGAACUACGAGUAAACCACACCACUUAA
Messenger RNA from Gregarina niphandrodes, 1863 nucleotides. RefSeq names its product ubiquitin carboxyl-terminal hydrolase. Bases 1 to 1863 code for a protein of 620 amino acids. NCBI's taxonomy places the organism in Eukaryota, Apicomplexa, Conoidasida, Eugregarinorida, Gregarinidae. The record is from RefSeq and is a predicted model, not a curated record. Gene Ontology annotation, molecular function: cysteine-type deubiquitinase activity. Gene Ontology annotation, biological process: protein deubiquitination. The transcript has 2 exons.